Haemonchus placei is the source of this 840-nucleotide messenger RNA. The record is from the annotation of a GenBank genome assembly. NCBI's taxonomy places the organism in Eukaryota, Metazoa, Nematoda, Chromadorea, Rhabditida, Trichostrongylidae.
AUGGCAAAUGGUCGCAUCAACCGAGGCAGCCCUCAAAUGGAUCCGAGAGUGAAACGGAUAAGCAACACGUUACCGAGUAGAUCCGGCCGUCGUCUCACGCUUCAUCUGCCUGUAGAAUCGCCGACUCGCCGCAGUUCUUACGAAAGCGAAUGGUCCCAAGAACCACACGGCAUUUUUCGUCGACGCGAAUCGUUUCCGGCCGAGUCACGUACUGUGUCGCAGUGCACCCUCUUAGGUGACCGACACAACUCUGUUGCUUUGGACGGCUCACGGCGCGAGUCGCGUGAUUUCCAGGAUUUCGUACGCGACGUGCGACGACAUUCACGCAGCUCAUUUAAUCGUGAAUGUUAUUUGAACAACUCGAUGCGACGAGAGUUGGAAACACGUUGGCUUGACGACUACAUUCGUGACUACUACGCGGUCAUUGAACAACGACAAAAAUGGCACGACAUGCUUUACGACCUACAAAACCGGCGGCUCCUGCACGAGAUGCUGCUCCUUCCCACUAUGGAAGAUGAACUGUCUUCUCGACGAGGACUGGGUGCGCCCAGCGAACCACGGGUCUUUCAUGGCAUGGAAACUUUGUUUGAGAAACAUGAGUACAGCCGAGCUGGUAGACAUCUGCGAAAACCUUUCCUUCGUCGCACCGCCUUGUCACAUGACGCAGUUUUUUUGCCGCGAAGUGUGGAGAAACAGGACGAUAGGUCAAUGUUCCUUCGGCGGAAGUUUUUAUCAACAGGCGCUGUAUCAAGCCGUGACAGCACGAAUUCGACGGAGUCCAGCGCACCGGAAGCGAUCUUUGGUAGUAGUGUGGACAGCGCGGGCAGUGAUCUCGGUUAG